UCGACGGGAAGCGGCAAACCGUAAAUAAUUUUUAUCACAAUAAACUUAUUUUUUAAGAUAAACGUGUAAAUUUAACAGUGAAUAUGACAUCUGAACUGUGUGAAAAUGUGCGGCAAGUAUUAACGAAGCUAGUGCCAGCAUCAGUUUUAAGCGAAACAAGUUGUUUUGUCCUCUACGAUGAACAUCCAAGUGUUAACAUAAAUAUCGAUGUAACGAUAUGUACAAAAAGUGGUGAAGUUAAAGAAUAUUACCGAAGAGAUUUGACAUGUUCAAUAAAACUGCCAGAUAUUCUCAAUCCUACAGAAAUUAGGUUAAUCAGAAAUACGGAAUGUGAACUUUUUUACUUAGUGGUGGCAAGAGACACAGUAACUAUUCUGUCUAGGCAGGACAAACUUUUGAUACACCAAAGAGUUUCAAAUGUGGCCAGGUACGAUAUAAGUGAUAUUGCUUGCAGUGGGCAGGCAAGUUUGAGAGUAUUUUGUACUGGGGAUGCAGUUCCACUAACCUUUGAUGAUAAUUUUGAGAACUAUAAGUGUCCUGAUGUAUCAAUGGCAGUUUCUGAUGACCAAAACGAUGACAUAUUGCCAUUAAUAAACCACUUAAAAAGAAAAUUAAUUGAAGCAAAGUACAGUGUAAAAUUUAAUGAGAAAACAUACAAAGACUUUUUGGAUUUACAUCAAUCUGUAGCAUUUUCUACUUAUAAGAAGAUACAUCCUAAUUUGGAUGAUUCUGUAUUUAACAAUGGCACAAAAGAGAUAGCGAGCGCACUAAGAAUCAACACACAGACUCCCUGGAUUAAAGUUUGCAAUAAGAAGGUGGUUAUAGUUUUAAAUGUAUGCAAUUUGAACAAUGAAAACCUCGAAGAAGUUCACAUGCUUAUCCAUGGUCAGACCGGCAUAAAUGAAAGCUCUUCAAAAAAUAUCCUGCACUCAAUUGAAUACACUACCAAAAUAUUCCAAAAGACUACCACCUCACCUUUUUGGGAAGAAAGGAGGUCACAAUCAAUUAAAAAGAAUAUAGAUUCUGCUAUCGUUGUAACAAUUGAUUUGGAAGAAAUAAAAAGUUCCAUCGUAAGCAGGAUUGAGUUCAAUGCUAUUAUUUUUUAUAAAAAGAAUGGAAAGGAAUUCCUUCUGCCUAUUGAAAAUGUGUAUUUAUCCUCUUUGGAUACUAUGGGGGAGGAGUUUGAUGUCUUUUCUAGUGAGCCUAUGGACUCAAACAUCUUGUUAGCAAUACUGGCCACUACAACGAAAACAGAACUCAUAGCAAGGCAUAUAAAGAAAGACAAUGAUGAACCUUUGUCUUUGGAUGUGUUCUGCAAAUAUUUGAAAAUGGAACAAGUGCCUCACUGUGAAAAUGUUGCUAUCCAUAGAAAGUCUCCUUACCAUGUACUAAAUGGAUUAAUGCUGAUGAUGAACAAUGAACUAGUAAAUGGAAAUGAGUUCCUGACUUUAUCUGUAUUUUCAAGGACACCAUCUCAAGUGUUGGCCUUCAUACACUACAUACAAGAUGCUAUUCCUCUAACCAUAGUCAUCACCACCCCUAACUAUAAAAUUACAGCCAAAGACAACAAACUAUCACACUACAAUGAAGAUAUUACAGAAAAUACUCAGCUCUUAUCCAAUUAUCAGGACUAUGGAACUUCAAUGUUGAAUCGGUCAAAAUUAGUACUGAAAUAUCUAGACCAAUGUAUGAUGAAGAUGGGUGAGUCCAAAGACAUAGUUGUUCAAAGUAAAAUAGGUAGUGAAAUAGACCUCUUUGCUGCCGGACAGAGCUGUUAUAUGGAUUUUAAAAAUAGAAUGAGAGAAGAAGCGGCCAGUGUUAAAUUGUUGAAUGAUGAUGUGCAAGAUAGUCCGGAUAGUGAUGUCAUGUGUAUCGAUUGAAAAAGUUGAUGGCAAGGUUUAAUAUAUGGUAUGUAAUAGGGUAAGUCUAGAAUCUCUACGUAGUAUUAAAUAAAAUCUGUGAUAAAAUGCGAUAACUACUUAAUAUCUGAACCUGAGGUUGUGCCAUUAAUUUGAAAUUAGAUCUUUUUAGUAGUGUUAUUGGCAUUGCCUCUUAAUUUGUUUUGAGUGUAAAUAACGCUUCAAUUUGUAAAGAGUGAAUUAUGGAAUGUAAUUGUCACGUCUAUGGAGUGAAAAAAAAUAAUAACUGCAAUUUGUGUCUCAUUCUUUAAUAAUAACAGUACAGUAAAUUGUUACAAAAUGCCAACUUUUAGUUCAGGCUGUCUUAUCAAUAUCUUAAUAAAAAGUUAUUGGUGAUAAUUAAAUAAAUUAAGUAUUAAAUUACAACAAAUUAGACUAAUAAAACUAAUAUGUACAAACAAUAGCCAAUAUUAAAUACUGGCUGUAAAGAGAGCUUUUUGAGAAAAUAUUUUACCUAUUAAUAAAAAAAUACGAAAUAUUUUUUAUUUUAUUUCAAAUUGAGCAUUUUACAGUUUCAAUUUAACUAAUAGAGCUUUAAAACUAUAAACGAAAAUAGGCAUUUUUGCCCAAAUUAUUACAAUAUCGCCUAACAGGUGACAUCUCUUUUCAAAUUGAUGUGUGCCCCACAUCAAUUUGAAAAGAGAUGUCACCGUUUCAACUAUCCCAAUUCAAUCACGAUUUAAGAAAUAUGAGAAGUUCAAUUGCUGUACAAAUUAUACCGAUAAAUGAAUAUAGCAGCAUGUGUAGAUUUUCAAACAAAUAGUUGCAUAUCCAGGCAGUUUAGAACUAUAUUGCGACCUAGGAUAGUUUUAUAUCCCUAUUUCACUAAGGCACAGAAUUUUCCCCUUGAUUGCGUAGAAAAAUAAAUUACAUAAACACAACUGCUUAUUGCUACUUAUUCUUGAAAGCUGUCUCACCAAAUAAGUACAAACGUUACAAAUCUCAAACAAACAUGUUAAACUUAAAACUACAAGUACCCGGUUUCCCCCUUUUGCGUUUUCUUAGCACCAUUUUAUCAGCUACUUUCUAAUUUUACAUAAUAAAAAGUUCAACUAGAAUAAAAAUAACCCAUUACCUUAAAACCCCUGACUGUUGGUAACAAACAAUCUGACUAAAUAAUGAGUAAAAUAGUUUAAAAAUAUGACGUCAUUAUUCACCAUGCAAAAAUAAAAUAUUAAAAAAAAAACCGUCUUUUAAAAACAAGAGCC
Molecule: messenger RNA, 3127 nt
Organism: Helicoverpa armigera (cotton bollworm)
Lineage: Eukaryota; Metazoa; Arthropoda; Insecta; Lepidoptera; Noctuidae
Exons: 5
Coding region: 84-1880 (598 amino acids)
Source: RefSeq, a predicted model, not a curated record